AAAAAUCGUAUUUUUUGAAAAACACAAACCUCUUAAGCAAAUCAGAAGAUGAAUAUAUAGAAGCCUGUCAACCCCAAACACAAUCCUCCAUUGUUACUUUUUCCAAAAGCUUGAAGAUUUGCAGAGUUCUCAAACUUCAAGUGGUGUAUAAGUGGUGGUUUUUCCCUGUGUUAUCUCAGUCUCUCUCCUGUUCCUUUCGCACUCUGAACUGACGAAUACCACCACCGCACCACCGCUCACGGGUCCACCACAGCACUCCGAAUUUCAAACUCCAAAUUUGGAGAGAAGAAAAUUGAAGUCGAUGUUUGUGGUUUUUUAUAAAAUUGGAGAAAAUUGAAGGAAUUAGAUAAAUUUUGUAACCUGUAUAAAUUCCAAUCCGUAAAAUUUCCGGCGAUUACAAAAGAAAUUGCAUCUCUCUACAGAAUUCCAGAUUUCAUUCCAGAUUUCUUCUCUACCUGAAAAGUUUGAUUUCCAGCAUCAAUUUAAACUAUUUUUCGAGGAAACAAAUUCAAGGAGUUUUCCGACGAUUCCAUAAAAAUCGAAGGGAUAUUUUCAGGUUUUUAUAGAAUCAUAGUGUGACAGACACAAGGUUUUGCAGUAAUGGAGAAAAUUGAUAUUGAUAGCACAGUUGUUACCUUGGAUGGAGAACAAUCAAGUGGUGGAGGAUUGCAGAUGCGAGGAAAAGAACGUGUUGUUUUUAAACGCCCAGAGAAGUCUCGCCUUGGGUUAGAUACCCUUGCUCUUACAAAACGGAAUGAAUCAAAACUCGAUGCUUUCAAGGUUCCCAGAGAGAGAAUUACUUCUGUUGCAGCAUCUCUUGAUGAAGAGGAGAAGUCAACUGUGACUGAUAUUGAUGAAGAUGAGGUUGUGGUACAUAAAAGUGACAAACGACGUCCCAACUGGAGAUUCCGGGAGGCUUCUUUGAGUGAGGCUUCACAAUCAGAAAUUACUGUAGCUCAAGAUGGUGAUUGCCAUGACAGGUGUGACACGCAUCACUCUAAAGGUGUCCGGUCUGAAGUCUUUUUGAUACACGACAGGGAUGACUCUGAAGAAAACUCUAGAAGUGAAAGGAAUAGAGGGACUCCUAGACGUCAUGCUGAUAGCAAAGGCUGGAGUCGUGCAGAGCAUGAUCGGUAUGAGAGAGGCUCUAGUGCUGGAAGAUAUGACAGAGACUCUAAUAGUAGACGAUAUGACAGGGACUCUAGUAGUAGGCGAUAUAACAGAGACAAUAGUGGAGAGUAUGAAAGUAAACGAAGCAGAUAUGAAGGAUAUAGGUUAACUCCUGGCAGAUCAGACUGGGAUGAUGGGAAAUGGGAGUGGGAGGAUACACCACGUCAUGAUGGUAAUUAUAAUUCCAGCAAGCGCUAUCAGCCUUCACCAUCUCCAAUGUUUGUUGGAGCAUCCCCUGAUGCAAGAUUGGUUUCUCCUUGGCAAACACCACGUUCUGGUGCUUAUGCUUCCCCCUGGGAUCAUGUGUCCCCCUCACCUGUCCCUAUACGAGCUUCUGGAUCCUCUGUGCGAUCUUCUAAUUCUAGAUACGAGAGGAGUUCAUAUAAAGGUAGACAUUCGACUGGUGAUGCACAAAGAUCCGAGGAUAUGGAUGCUGAAGCUUCUGUGGCUAUAGAAUAUAAUCCUGAAAUCACAGAAGAUAUGCGCUUGCAAAUGGAAUACAAUUCAGAUCGUGCAUGGUAUGAUAGAGAGGAAGGCAGCAAUGUGUAUGAUGUUGAAAGCUCAUCUUUUUAUCUUGGUGAUGAUAACACAUACCAGAAGAAAGAAGUGGAAUUGGCAAAACGGCUGGUGAGAAGCGAUGGAAGUAUGAUGUCACGUGCUCAGAGCAAGAAGCAUUCGCAGCUUAGUGCUGACAAGCAACAAUGGGAAGACCGCCAACUGAUGAGAUCGGGUGCUGUUCGAGGUACUGAGGUUCAAACUGAAUUUGACAAUGAAGAGGAACAAAAGGUUAUUUUGUUAGUUCAUGAUACUAAACCACCAUUCUUGGAUGGUAGAGUGGUUUAUACUAAGCAGGCAGAACCUGUAAUGCCUCUGAAAGAUCCAACAUCUGAUAUGGCUAUCAUAUCGCGUAAAGGAUCUGCUUUAGUACGUGAAAUUCGUGAAAAGCAAAGUAGUAACAAGUCACGUCAACGGUUUUGGGAACUUGCGGGUUCCAAACUUGGUGAUAUUCUUGGUGUUGAAAAGACAGCAGAACAGAUUGAUGCUGAUAACGCUAAGGUUGGUGAAGAUGGGGAAAUUGAUUUCAAGGAUGAUGCAAAGUUUGCUCAGCAUUUGAAGAAGGAUGAAGCAGUUAGUGAUUUUGCAAAGACGAAAACCCUGGCUCAGCAGAGGCAGUAUCUUCCCAUAUACUCUAUUAGGGACGAGCUGUUACAGGUUAUUCGUGAGAAUCAGGUUAUUGUGGUCGUUGGAGAGACUGGUUCAGGAAAAACAACUCAACUAACACAGUAUUUGCACGAAGAUGGUUACACUUCGUAUGGCAUUGUUGGAUGCACGCAACCAAGACGUGUUGCUGCUAUGAGUGUUGCGAAAAGAGUUAGUGAAGAGAUGGAAACUGAUUUGGGAGAUAAGGUCGGAUACGCUAUCCGCUUUGAGGAUGUUACUGGACCAAACACGAUAAUUAAGUACAUGACCGAUGGAGUACUUUUGCGUGAAACACUAAAAGAUGCCGAACUUGAGAAAUAUCGUGUCAUUGUGAUGGAUGAAGCACACGAAAGAUCACUCAGCACUGAUGUGUUGUUUGGGAUAUUGAAGAAGGUGGUCGCCCGACGUCGAGAUUUCAAACUGAUUGUGACUUCAGCUACUCUCAAUGCGCAGAAAUUUUCAGAUUUUUUUGGAAGUGUCCCAAUUUUCCAUAUUCCUGGGAGAACAUUUCCUGUCAAUACCUUAUACAGUAAGACACCUUGUGAAGAUUAUGUUGAAGGUGCUGUCAAGCAAGCAAUGACUAUUCACAUAACCUCCCCUCCUGGUGACAUCCUGAUAUUUAUGACUGGACAAGAUGAGAUUGAGGCAGCAUGCUAUGCUCUUGCAGAGCGUAUGGAACAGCUAAUCUCCUCAACUCAGAAGGCAGUUGCAAAACUCCUUAUUCUUCCUAUCUACUCGCAACUUCCUGCUGAUUUACAGGCAAAAAUAUUUCAAAGAGCUGAAGAUGGAGCACGGAAAUGUAUUGUGGCAACCAACAUUGCAGAGACUUCUCUGACUGUUGAUGGUAUCUUUUAUGUCAUUGACACGGGCUAUGGUAAAAUGAAGGUCUACAACCCGAGGAUGGGUAUGGAUGCUCUUCAAGUCUUUCCAGUGAGCCGUGCUGCUGCAGACCAGCGUGCAGGACGUGCUGGUAGAACUGGUCCCGGAACUUGUUACCGACUUUAUACAGAAAGUGCAUAUCUGAAUGAGAUGCUUGCUAGUCCUGUACCGGAGAUUCAGAGGACAAACCUUGGCAAUGUGGUUUUGCUUCUGAAAUCUCUCAAAAUUGAGAACUUGCUAGACUUUGAUUUUAUGGACCCACCUCCACAGGAGAACAUCCUUAACUCCAUGUACCAGCUUUGGGUGCUGGGUGCCCUUAACAAUGUCGGGAGCCUGACAGAACUUGGUUGGAAAAUGGUGGAAUUCCCAUUGGACCCUCCACUAGCAAAGAUGCUACUAAUGGGUGAACAGCUGGAAUGCCUUGACGAGGUGUUGACCAUUGUUUCCAUGCUUUCAGUCCCAACGGUGUUUUUCCGUCCUAAAGACAGGGAAGAGGAAAGUGAUGCUGCACGAGAAAAGUUCUUCGUCCCUGAGUCUGAUCAUUUGACCCUUCUCAAUGUGUACCAGCAAUGGAAAAGCAAUGACUAUCGGGGCGACUGGUGCAAUGAUCAUUUUCUUCAGGUCAAAGCUUUACGGAAGGCUAGGGAGGUAAGAUCCCAGCUUAUGGAUAUUCUGAAACAACUGAAGAUAAAACUUACAUCAUGUCCUGACUGGGACAUUGUUAGACAAGCCGUAUGUUCUGCAUAUUUCCACAACUCUGCAAAGCAGAAAGGGAUUGGUGAGUAUGUUAACACAAGGAAUGGGAUCCCAUGCCAUUUGCACCCGAGUAGUGCGCUCUAUGGAUUGGGCUACACGCCAGAGUACGUUGUUUAUCACGAGUUGCUUCUAACCACAAAAGAAUACAUGCAGUGUGUCACUGCUGUAGAGCAAUGGUUAGCCGAGUUGGGGCCAAUGUUCUUCUCAGUCAAAGAUUCGGAUACAUCAUUGUUGGAGCAUAAGAAAAAACAGAAGGAAGAGAAAACAGCCAUGGAAGAAGAGAUGGAGAAUCUAAGGAAAGAGCAAGCAGAGUCGGAGCAAAGAAGGAAGGAGAAGGAGAAAGAGAAAAGAGCUAAAGAACAACAAAAAAUCGCAAUGCCAGGGUCGCGACAAGGUUCCACUUACCUGAGACCCAGAAAGAUGGGUUUGUAAAUAAAUAGUUAACUGAUUGAUAUGUACAAUGUACAACAACUUUUGGCAAGUAAAAUUUAAUAGUCUGGAUACAACGAUGUACAGUGUUAGUGAUUUAGGAGGAAGUACUAGGCCUUCAAAUGAGGAUGUCAUUCUGUUUUAUUAGGAAUGUCAUUUUGAUUAUUUUCAUUUUUCUGAAGUCCCACUAAAUUCAAGUUCUGAAAUAGUUUGAAACAAUGAAAACCUUCUUUGCUCAUA
This is a messenger RNA of Beta vulgaris subsp. vulgaris (sugar beet), 4674 nucleotides long. RefSeq names its product pre-mRNA-splicing factor ATP-dependent RNA helicase DEAH7. Lineage: Eukaryota; Viridiplantae; Streptophyta; Magnoliopsida; Caryophyllales; Amaranthaceae. Gene Ontology annotation, molecular function: ATP binding; RNA binding. Gene Ontology annotation, cellular component: intracellular anatomical structure; spliceosomal complex. The record is from RefSeq and is a predicted model, not a curated record. Gene Ontology annotation, biological process: mRNA splicing, via spliceosome.